Molecule: messenger RNA, 839 nt
Organism: Topomyia yanbarensis
Lineage: Eukaryota; Metazoa; Arthropoda; Insecta; Diptera; Culicidae
Product: sulfur globule protein CV2-like
Exons: 3
Coding region: 132-458 (108 amino acids)
Source: RefSeq, a predicted model, not a curated record
CCAACUGUUCUUGCAAUCAGCUAUAAAAGUGCUCGGAAAACUUCUUAUCGGCAGUCAGUUCUCGAACGUUAGCAAAACUCAACAGUCGCUGUGAUAGUGUAAACAAAGCACCCCCAGAGUCGCGAACAAAAAUGGCAUCGUUCAAAGCAACCAUUCUGCUAGCCGUAGUCGCUCUACUCGCUCUCGCCUCCGCCAUCCCAGCACCACAGCAACCGGCGGCGCGGCAACCCAUCGUCCCCCGUCCCGCCGCGGCCGCUCCAGCUGAUGCAGAUGACCUAGAAGCGGCAAACGAGGAUCAAGACCUGAAGGGUGCUAGCUCCUUCGGCUAUGGAUACUACGGUGGCUACCCGGGAUACGGUUAUGGAUAUGGAUAUGGAUACCCAUACGGAGGAUACUCAUACGGUUAUGGUCGCUACCCUUACCGAUACGGUGGACUGUACGGAGGAUACUGGUACUAAGUUCACAGGAAGUCGCCCAUCCCAUCACCUGAAAUGUUGUCCCAUACCUGCGCCAUACGUUUCCGGUCUCGCUACCCAUUUCUUCCAUCCCACACUUGACUCAGUGCUAUGCUUUAUCUAUUAUCUAGACAAUUGAUCUGAAGGUUUAAUACUUGGAUAAUAAUCGAUGUUUACUUGUUCGAUAAUUCCUCCUUUUUCGAGGUGAAGUUCUUCUACGUUUUCUAGUUUCUAAAAGGCAAAAGAAGUCGUCCCACUGGUUACAAUUGGUUUGUUGUAAUCAUUAUUGUUAUAUAUUAGAAAUGCUGCCAAGUUCAAGAGAAAAAGACAAAAAAAACUGUUGUAUAUACGCUCUGUAUUUUUAUAUAAAAACAUUGUUACAUA